Molecule: messenger RNA, 6331 nt
Organism: Caenorhabditis auriculariae
Lineage: Eukaryota; Metazoa; Nematoda; Chromadorea; Rhabditida; Rhabditidae
Source: the annotation of a GenBank genome assembly
AUGCGGCUAGGCCUGGCGCUUUUGCCGGCGCUGCUGGCCGUCUCCCAGUGCUGCACUCUUUGUCCAUUCCGAACGCCGCCGCGACCUCGUCCAAUCGACCAGUAUAAGCUGCCGUCGAUCAGCGCCGCUUCUACUUUCGAGAAAAUGCCGCAGUUCUGUAAGUUGUCCGAUCUGUUUUUUUUUGUUUUUGAAUCGUCAUUUCUGAAAUUAAGCCUCCGUGCGACUCUCAUUCAUUAUUCGAUGAUAAAUUUGAAGUCAGUUUUCUCAACAUUAGUUUUUCCCUUUUUUGUGCAGCUAUGCGAAAAAUUUGAAAAUUCAGUUUUCGAAAAAUAAGAAAUUGAGCAGCUUUUGGCGUCCAGUAUUUUAUCCAAUAACUCUAUGAAUUUUUUCGUUAAUUUUUUUUUUGUGGAGUUUCAUGGGUAAAAUGGAAAAGUUCCUUUGAGGAUCCUUGGAUCCCGAGAAGAAGUUAAAAAGGGUUCUCUAAAAGCUCUUAAAAUGAUGUGAAAAAGCUUUUGAGCUCCUUUUUCAUGUCCCAAGCGGAUCUUUCUUAAAUCCCCUCAAAGAUUUUGGUUGCAUUCCAGCAUUCGUUUGUUAAAGGAUGUGAAAAAGAUGCAAACAUGAAAUAAAAAGAGAUGAAAAGUUCUGCUGGGGACCCUCACAAAGCCUUUUUCUGACUAAAGCUUUUGCGGAGCUUUUCAGUUUUUCUCGAGUUGCAAGAUUCAGUCAAUCUAAUUGUCUUUGCGGUUCAGGUAAUGCAUCAAGAGCUUUGCCCGUGGAGCACAAAUGUCGAGAACAGUUCGAACGCAUUUUUUGUUCAAUCGACCUACUUAUAGGUUUUUUUUAAAUAAUUUUAUUCGUUCAGUAUAACAUAUGUCUUAUUACUUCUAACUAUGUACGAGAAAAUAGUUUGAAAGACGAAGAGAAUUAUCGAGAAGAUGUAGUUUGUGAGGUUGAAGAGUCGUUCAAUGGAUGCGAAAAGCUGAGCAAGGACCGAGACGGCUGCUCGCAGUGCGCGCAUCAGAAAGCCGACAACAUGUGGGUCCUAAAAUGUUCGUUUUUAUCUAAUUCAUUGAAAAAGAAACAGGGGGGCCGCUGGGCACGGUCCGUUUGAGAACUUUUUCUCGGGCCUCCGAAACGGAAAACGAAUGCGUCCGCACGUUUUUGAACCUUUUCAGGGGACACUUAAAAGUCGUGAGGCCUCUGAAGAGGUCAUGAGAAAUGCUCAGAAACACCCGGGGUUCUUUUAAUAGAAAAAAACCAUAAUUUUUAUAAAAGUUCGUAGGGAGUCAUUGAAAACUAUAUGCGUAAAUUCACCGACCUAAAAAAAUCUAUGGAAGGGAACCAACUUGGGAGUAGAAAAAGAAAAAGUCUAAUGGAUGCUGAAAAAAAGAAAUAUAAAUAAAUACUGCAUACACAUAGAGUUUCUUUAAGUUUCUCAACUUUUUUCUCGAAAGUUAUUGUAAACUAAGUUCAUUUCACGUAUAGUUUUUUUGAGAACCUCCAUUACUACAAAGAGUGAUCGCAAAAAUUUUGGUAUUUUCAUUUUGUUUGGCUUCAUCAUUUUUACGACAUUUUCAUGGUUUAUAAAUUUGCACUUGACCUAACCUUGGGAAAAAGCUUGAAUCGAGCGAGCAAGUCUUUGGUCGAUGUAGCCAAUGGUUGAAAGAACUCUUGAGCAAGGAUGUUAAGGGUUCGACUCACUGGGAAAACCGGCGGCGGGGAUCAGCGACGGCAAUUAUUACUGGCUUGGCGACUACGAAAUGUGCACCGACCUUCGAUAGUAUUUUCAGUUUCCCGAGAAGAUUCUCACCUGAUUCUUGCAGCUCGAACACUUUCGACGGUCAGUAUUGUCGCGUGGAAGUCGAGGUUCCGGAUGUUCAGGUUGCUUUUUUGCUGAUAGUAGUUCUUUCAAGUACGAGCUUUUGAAAUGAAAUAACAAAGUUUUCUCAAUUGAAUUAUUAGAUUAACGAAGCUCAGAAUCGCUACACUGAAACAAUUUUUGGAGGCAUGUUAAACGGUAAUAUCAGUUCUUAUAAUUUUUUUAUUUAGCGAAUUUCGAUUCAUAUCGAUUUCACCGUUUAAAGAAGCUGAUCUAUUAGUUUUUUCCUAUUUUUUUUACUUUCACAUGGCCUCCUUUCUACGAAUUCCAACAAAUGUCCAUAUUUCUAUGAGAGCAAAGUUUGUAGAGAAGUUUUUAACACAGGUGGAGCAAGGCUGCCCGCAAACGGAUCCACUUUCCAUCGUUGUCGGAAUUUGUUUUCCCUCGUCGUGUUCUGUUGAUCAGCUCACGCUAAUCACUCAGAGUAAGUCUCGCACUUCUUCGACAGACACGAGUCCAACUCAGAGUUUUCUCCGUACAAGGUGACGGUAGAGUGCGAGUCGGACAGCUCCUGGUCGAUGGUCACCUACAUCUUGAUGUGCGUUAUGGGUCUCGAAGCUAAACCCGGGAAAGUUCAGGGCGAUGAUGGUGGUUUGGCUGACGCCGCAGUUUGUCGCUUCGGCACGCAAGGAGAUCAUUGAUUCGGCGCUGUCCUGCUUCUCCAUCUCGGAGAACUCGAAAAGAGCCUUUUCUACACGCAGGUUAUUUGGUUUUUGCAUGAAGAAACCCUAAAAGGGGUUACUCUUAGAAGCUGUUUGUCUCUUUGAAAAAUUGAAAAAGUUGGAAAAUAAAGCAGAAGAGUCAUUUGGCACACGCUAAACCCUUUUUCAAUACUGAAUGAUCGUCCUCCGAUGGCAACUUUCUCUCUUUAUCCGAAUUUUUUCAAAGAAACUUAAACUGAUUUUGUUGAUUCCAAAAAUGAGAACGGGUAUUUCUACAAGUUGAAAUGGAGGCCUCGCGAAGAUCCGAAUGAUGCGUAUGAAUGGUGGGGAUUGCUGCAGUUUUCAAAACUAUUAAUGACGUAACUAGAAAAAAAACGAUUUCUAAAAUGUCUUCAUUAUCGUCAGGGAAUAAAGUUUUGAAGAGGAAACGACGGUUUGCACGUGGUGCACGGUCUCGAGUUCUUCGCAUUCAUCUUCAUCAUCUGUGGCAACGUCUACAACAUGAUGCUUCCGUACAUAGGUAUGACAUAUACGCGCUGGUUUGCGAAGCGGAAUUUUGUUCAGAGAACGUGGCGUUUUCUUUCGAAGGCGUCAAGUCGCUGUGGAUGCAUCCCGUUAACAACUACUCGUAUCAGAUCGACGGCCUCCUGGCUCUGUCGGCCUUCUACACGACGUUCUUGCUCUAUGGGCAAAUCGACAGCGGACAACAGGCCUUCGGGUUCAUCGCCCUUCGAUUCUUCAGGUGGAUAAUUCGAUCAAAAAUGACUGAAAAUCUGGUAGACGAAUAGAUUUUGGCCGGCCUACGUCUUCUGCGUGCUCUUCAUGUACGUCAUCUUUCCUGGGUUGGGGGCAGGUCCGAUGUGGAUCCACACGGAAACAGUGGAGCGAUGCGAGAGCAGCUGGUGGAAGAACAUACUCUUCAUCAACAACUUCUUCUCCGUAGACAACACAGUACGCGUAUCACCCAAACGUGGCUUUUUCGCUGCUAUAAGUCAAGGAAAAUCAUCUUUUUGAGCAGCUAACUGUAUAACCCCUUAAUCAAAUGACGACAGUCUAAAGCUCUGAUAAACUGAUUUAGUUGGAAGUAGACUGUUUGACGCAGAUAAUUUUUUUUCCAUUCACUCUUCUCGUGAAAAAUUUCCUUUAAAAUAUAUAAAAUAUAACAAGUGUAACAUUAAAAAAAUAUUUUUUUUGUGGAAAGAAGUUUGAAUUUUUUAAAAGUAUUUCAUGAAAAGCUUUCAACUAAAAUGAGAAAUUGGAGUGUGUCGACUUCGGCUACGUCAUUUCCUUGGAGGCGCAGUUCUACAUCACACUCGUCUUCUGUAUAUGGCUCUCGAGAAGUCACCUUCGUUGGGCCAAGGUGUUCGCAAGUCCACAUUUCACCUUCAAAAAAACUUUCUUCAGCUGGUCGCCUACCUCGGCAUCAUCGCCUCAGUCAGUUUCUCAUUCUACCGGGCCUACUUCUACUCGUUGCCGCCGGCGCCGAUGCUGACCGUCGAACCCGUUCCGUAAGCCUUACUUCUGUUUUGAAAAUCUAGAAGAAUUCAGACUCGAGAAAACAAGGAACCUGUUCGACUUGCUGAUGCUGUCCCCACUGACGCGCAUCUCUCCCUAUUGUAUGGGCUUCAUCUUCGGCGUUGGCUGUGCCACGGCGGAAGAUCGCUUGAGAAACCGAGGCUUCUCAUAUGUGCGUUCUAGAGUCUUUGAAGGAAGUUUCAGCCGGCUUUCAGAAGCCACACAUUCUGCUUGGCGUGAUCUGCGUGACGAGUGCGGCGACGGCGAUGUUCGCGGCGGUGCCUUACGCGGCAGAAGCCAAGGCGAGCCCGCUGCCGAUCGCUCUCUAUGCGACCUUCCACCGGCCUUUGUGGGCCUUCGCUCUGCUUUCCUUCGUCUACCUCUGUCAUCACGGAGCUUUCGGUUCGUGAUCAUUUCAAAAACCGCAUCAGUUCUUGAUGGUAAUCAACGAUUUCAAGGUUUAGACAUGAAAAACAAAAUAAAAUGACUUUUUAACGUGAAGCUGGGGGAAAAGUAGUUUUCGAAUUCCCUCAGCGAAAUAAGAAGUUUUCUGCCAAUCAUUCAAUACUGUGUGUUUUUUCUGUAUCCAAUCGUUUCUCCAUAGUAUGAUAUAAUACAUGUAUUUUGCUUUAACAACUAUGUUGUCUAGUAAAAUGUAACAGUUUUUAUUAGUAAUGAUUAUCGAUUACAGACUGAAACGAUUUGAAAGAUGUAUUGAAGGAGUGAGAUAGUUCCAAAAAGAUCAGUAAUCUGGAAAAAAGCUACGGUAAAGCGAGAAAAGAUGUUACAAAAACGUUCAUAUGUCAAAAAAUUAUUUAAAACCUUUUGAAUCAGAUUCACCCUUGUGCUAUAUAGGUGAAGGAACUAAAUCAUGUAUAUUUCGUUAUUUGUCAAAAAAAUUUUCUCUCUGAAAGUAUAGCCAUCUCAUUGUCGGAUGAAUGAUUGCAGUUUGGCUGAAUGCCCUGUUGGGAUGGCGCGUCUUUGCGCCGCUGUCGAAGAUGAGUUGGCUGGCUCUGGUUCUCUCGGAGCCGGUGAUCCUCUACUUCUUCUCGUCCCUCAACAAGCCCGCCUACGCGACCCAUUGGAGUACUGUAAGUCGAUGUGUCAAUCUUGACGCUUCUCGCGUUGCUCGGUUCUUCGAAUCGCCUGAAUUUUUCACGAGCGGCAAAGUGUGAGGCAAAAAGCUCCAUUCGGCACUGCAUUAUUCAUGCAGCUGGCUCCGCCCCCAGUCGGUUGUCUGAAAACAAAUGAUAGGGCUUGAAGAAAGGCAGUGAAGACGUCGGCGGAGUCAUCCUGAGAGGGUGAAAAUGAGUAAAAUUUCGACUCGCUCGAUUGAUUUUGGAAUGAGAGCACAGGUGUUCAACCGGUUUUCCGUCAUUUUUCUUCGGGUCUGGACCCGUUCUUCUGAUAUUCCAGUUAAACCUUAAAGUUGGACUAUGUUGAAAAAAAAUUAUAUCUUUUGGAAUAUCUUAGAAAGUUAGGGAAUUAGAGCCUUAGAAGUUUAUCUUUGAAAACCAGUUAGUAGACUUUUCUCUGAAUUUUUUCAAUGGUUCAACAUCGAAGACAAUAGUAAAAAUUUAUUAAGUUAUUUUUACGGUCUUAAUGAAUUUUUCACCAUAAAAUCGUAUUAAAGACAAUUCUAUAUAAAUAUUUAAUUAUAAUCUUACAACAUGAGCUUAUGUCUCGGGAUCUGAAUUCAAAUAUAGAAGAUACUUACAUAGAAAUUCGAACGGAGAAUUCCAGCUGGUUUUUAAACGGAAGAAAAAAAGUUAGUAUUUCAACUUGAUUUGUCAAAGCGUCUAUAGACGGUCUAUGUAAUUCUUCUUCUCUCAUCUUAACGUCCUCUUAUUAACAAGAUUUAAGUAUUCAUUCCGGGCAGAAGAAUAGUUACGGAAGUGGUUUUAACAGACAUAAUUAUCAUUUACUUAUUUACGAUCCUUAAAUUUUGAUGGGAAAGGUCUCCGUUCAUCGUUUGCAGGCCUCUGAAAAAAAUUUUGUACUUUGCUAGAAGAGCACUGGAAGAUUUGAGAAAAGUUGAAAAUGUGUUUAUAGGUCUCUUCGUUUUUUGAAUUAACUAGAAAACUGUUUUAUUCAGAAAACCUCGCGAUGCACUUCGAGCAAUUUGCAGGUGUACACGUCGGUCUCGGCGGCGGUGAUGUCAUAUCUGCUGUCGUUCGCCCUGGACAUUUUCCUCUCGCGCCCCAUCCGAUAUUUGAUCUACCGCGAACAAAAGCAUCGGUACGCAGCAGCGCACAUCUCCGUCGACCACGAGUAG